This is a messenger RNA of Rhinocladiella mackenziei CBS 650.93, 1374 nucleotides long. RefSeq lists its product as uncharacterized. Gene Ontology annotation, cellular component: nucleus. NCBI's taxonomy places the organism in Eukaryota, Fungi, Ascomycota, Eurotiomycetes, Chaetothyriales, Herpotrichiellaceae. The transcript is spliced from 3 exons. Gene Ontology annotation, molecular function: protein tyrosine/serine/threonine phosphatase activity. Bases 1 to 1374 code for a protein of 457 amino acids. The record is from RefSeq and is a predicted model, not a curated record. Gene Ontology annotation, biological process: protein dephosphorylation.
AUGGAUAACCCAACUUUAUCCAGCAAGUGUCCUGGUUACAACCUGUAUAUUGACGGAUUUCAAGCCUUGCGUCGUCCGAAGGCCCUUCAGGGUUCCAACAUCACCCAUAUUGUUUCAGUCGUGGACUGGAAAUUCCCUCAGGGAUGGGCUCCGCUUCGUGGAUUUCAACAUCUCCGCAUCCCUCUCGAUGAUGUUCAAGAAUCUAAUAUUCUGGCCUACUUUCCUCGCAGCAAUGCCUUCAUUCAUGAAGGUCUGAAUUACUGGGCUGGCAGCCCAUCUUCCAGUCGUGAUGGCCCGCUCCAAGAUCCCGACGGUAUAUCUCGAGAGAGUGGGGUUCUCGUUCAUUGUGCAAUGGGCGUAUCCCGCUCCGCAACCAUCGUAGUAGCGUAUCUUAUGUGGAUCUCGCGCCAACCACAGAGCAUUCGACGGCCUCACCCUAACUCGCAAUCGUCAGCCAAACCCCCAACAUCAGCAGAAUCCGACUCGUCGACGAUGCCGGAAAUGAUCUCAUUGCCCCCGACACCACUGACCGUCGACACGGCGCUUGCGCUCGUACGCCAAUGCCGGCCCCAAGUCGAACCCAACUCAGGCUUCAUCAAGCAAUUGCGUAUGUACGAGGCGAUGGGCUGCCCGACGACACAGGAGCAGCUGGAAUCGCACAAGAUCUACCGGCGAUGGGUGAAUUCGCUCAGCGUGAUGGACGCAUUGAGCGGGAACCGCGCGCCCGAGAUGGCAGACAUCAGUUUCCGGGACGAGGAAGACGAUGAUGACGCCGAUAAAGAGGCUGAUCAGGCAAACAGUACGAUCGGCUCAAUCGGGACCGCGAUGCAGGAUCUCAGCCUCGAGGCCGACGCCAAUGCAAACGCAAACGACCCUGAAAUCACAGACCCGGGCAUCUCAACCUCGUCUCCGUCAUCUACAACCUCUGCCUCGUCCGUGAUCGAACUCAAAUGCCGCAAGUGUCGUCGCCUCAUCGCCAAGUCGAGCUUCAUUAUCCCACACCAACCACCCCUUCACCGGGAUCCAUCAGCCGAGGCUUCAAACGAGUCAUGCGCGCAUGUCUUCCUGCACCCAUUGUCAUGGAUGAGGCCGGUGCUCGCGGACGGUGGGCUUGACGGACGCUUGGCCUGCCCAAACCCCAAAUGCGGCGCAAAUAUCGGUAAGUUCGCCUGGCAGGGACUCCGCUGCAGUUGUGGUGGGUGGGUGACGCCCGGGUUUGGCAUAAUGAAGAGCAAAGUGGAUGAGGUGCGCAGUCCGACCAAGGGCAAAGGAAUUGGCGUUGGCGGGCGGGGUCAGGCGGGGGCGGGACUGGCAGCAGAGAAUGCAAUCAGAUUGCCCCCAGGCAUGAGGAAGGGAGUCAAUGGCAAUUUAUGA